This is a messenger RNA of Megalops cyprinoides (Indo-Pacific tarpon), 1036 nucleotides long. RefSeq names its product sperm-tail PG-rich repeat containing 4 (gene stpg4). Gene Ontology annotation, cellular component: female pronucleus; germinal vesicle; male pronucleus. The record is from RefSeq and is a predicted model, not a curated record. Gene Ontology annotation, biological process: epigenetic programing of male pronucleus. Lineage: Eukaryota; Metazoa; Chordata; Actinopteri; Elopiformes; Megalopidae. The transcript has 7 exons. Gene Ontology annotation, molecular function: histone binding; chromatin binding. The coding region runs from base 28 to 741 and encodes 237 amino acids.
CAGCAGAGUGGGAAAACUGCGGAAAACAUGAGCGUAGGACAAGACAAAGACACAACGAAAUCUAAGGAGAAGGCUAUAGAUCUUGAUGGAGCAAGGGGGAAGGGGAUCAAGAAGAAAGACCAGUCUGAGAGAGAUUCCUGGUGGAAAGGAAGCCUAACAGACUCCCCCAACCCAGGCAGCUAUCACAUCCGGAGCUUUAUUGAGGAAGCAGAACUGAACCCAGUCAGAAGGACGUACGGGUUUCAGGGCACGGGCAGGAAGGUGCCCCUGUGGUGGGUGCGUAAAGGGGACCUGCUGCUGCCAGGGGCGUACAGUUACACUGACUCAAUCCAGGAGGCCCUCCAACGUCAGGCCUCCUACUCCUUCAAGAACUGCCCCAGGCCUCAAAACUUUACACUGGGUGUCCGGGACAAGGACGUAAACAUCUCGCCAUGUCACUAUGAUUUAACAGAGAAGCCAGUUCCCAAGUCACCCUGCAAACACGUGAUGUUCCGUUCCGCAGUGCAGCGCCACACCUUCCUGCCUAGAGAAGGACCGGCUCCAGGACAGUAUGACAUAAAGCCGGACAACGCCCGUGCCGUCACUUCCUGUUUCAGGUCUACGGUGCCUCGUCUACACCGUGUGCGUUCUAGGACCCCUGGACCUGGGACAUACGACCCCUUUUGGAAGAUGGGUCAGCAUUCGGGGACAGAAGCCAGCCUGAGUCGCGCUUAUGGCCUUUUCUUCCGCAACAUUUUCUAGUAUUAAAAAGAGAUGUCUCUUUCAUCUCAUCUACGCUGAAGCGCCUAUUCUGUUCCCUUAGUCACUCACACACUCACACACUCACUCACUCUCUCACUGACUCACUCACUCAUUCACAAAUUGCAGCUACUAUAUAGAACUGUACAGAACACUUCGAUAAUGCAUGUUUUUGCGUAAAUAAAAGACUGACAUUUUGAAAAACAAGAGAAAGGGAUUGAGACAUACUCACACUCACACACACACACACACACACACAGUUUCCUCUUGCCUCCAUACAAUGAGGGAGACUGUUUAU